Molecule: messenger RNA, 1845 nt
Organism: Emericellopsis cladophorae
Lineage: Eukaryota; Fungi; Ascomycota; Sordariomycetes; Hypocreales; Bionectriaceae
Exons: 4
Coding region: 1-1845 (614 amino acids)
Source: RefSeq, a predicted model, not a curated record
AUGCCCGUCAAUUUGAAACGCCCUGUUCGCAUCGCCAAUUGCUCAGGCGCCCUGACAGACCCUGGCGUCCACAUGUACAACCAGGCCAAAUACGGGCCAGUCGAUGUGAUCACGGGUGACUACUUGGCAGAGGCCAACAUGGGCGACACAGCCGUGGCGGCUGCUUCCAACGACCGGCCAGGCUGGAUCCCCACGGCCCUCGAGGGUCUCGAAAUGUCCCUGGACAUCAUCCAUCAGAAGAAGAUCAAGGUCGUCGUCAACGGGGGAUGCAUCGACCCGCGAGGCUUGGCUCUCAAGGUUGACCAGAUGGCGCGAGACAAGAAACUCCCGCUCCAGGUCGCCUACGUCGAGGGCGACGACCUCAUGCCCAAGAUCCAGUCGCUCCUCGAGAAACUACCCCAUCUCGACUCCCCCAAUGCGGACAUUCAGCUCGACAAGGCCACGCUCGAGUUCCUCGACCACCCGGACACCAUGCCUAUCGUGUCCGCCAAUGCCUACCUCGGCUACCGGGCCAUCAAAAGAGGCCUCGAUCUCGGCGCGGACAUUGUCGUCUGCGGACGCGUGGCCGACGCAUCGCCCGUCAUCGCCGCCGCCGCGUGGUGGCAUGGCUGGCGGGAGGAGCAGUGGGACGAGCUGGCGAGCGCGCUCGUCGGGGGCCAUCUCAUCGAGUGCUCGACCUAUGUCACCGGCGGCAACUUUUCGGGCGCGCACGACUAUCCCGUCGAGGCCUUUCUCCGUCUCGGCUUGCCCAUUGUCGAGAUGGGAGCGGACGGCGGCUGCGUCGUGACCAAGCACGAGGCGCUGGGCGGCUUCGUCACCGCCGACACGGUCAAGUGCCAGUUCCUGUACGAGCUCCAGGGGGACGUCUACCUCAACAGCGACGUCAAGGCCGACGUUGGGCAGGUCCGCGUCACGCAGGAGGCCAAGGAUCGGGUCCGCGUGUCCGGGAUCCGAGGGCGUCCGCCGCCGCCCACGACCAAGCUCGCCGUGUUCUACCGCGGGGGGUUCCAGAGCGAGAUUCUGGUCAACGCGUCCGGGUAUGCGACGCAGCACAAGUGGGACGUCGAGGAGGCCCAGCUGCGCGCGGCGUUGGAGAGGACGGGGGUGCUGGGCGAGCUGGACGUGCUGGAGUUUCAGAGGAUGGGCGUCCCGAUGGCGAACCCGGACUCGCAGCUGGCCAGCACCACGUACAUGCGGAUCUUCAUCCAGGCCAAGGAGUUGCUCGCCGUGCAAAAGGCGGCCAUGGCGUGGAAUGCGCGGUUCAUGACCCAUUUCCCUGGCAUGCACUGCUCGCUGGACAUGCGCACGGUGCAGCCAAAGCCAUUCCUGGGCUACCUGCCAGCACUGGUGGAGCAGAAGGAGAUUGACGAGGCUGUCACGCUGGUCAACGAGUCCAGACACUCUGUCGGUCCACCCAAGGAGACAGAGCCCCUGGGCCCACGGUCAAGCUACGAGACGACGUCGCCCAUCUCGACAGAGGCCGCCGCACCCUUCACGAUGCGCCCGCUCGGAGACGUGGCCCUCGCUCGAUCAGGCGACAAGGGGGCCAACAUCAACCUGGGCGUCUUUGUGCAGACGCGUCCCCAGUGGGACUGGCUGCGCAGCUUCAUGACGCGCGACCGGCUCCGGACAAUGAUGGGCAAGGACUGGCGCGACUGGUACUGGAUGGAGCGCGUCGAGUUUCCCGACAUUUUUGCGGUGCACUUUGUCGUGUACGGGAUCCUGGGCCGGGGCGUGAGCAGCACGGCGCGGGUGGACUGUCUAGGCAAGGGCUUCGCCGAGUUUAUCAGGGCCGUGCAUGUCCCUGUGCCGGACGACCUGCCACUCGCGAGCUCGAGGCUGUGA